AUGGCCACUGCCGUCUACCUCCCAGCGUCGGAUGCUACCCCACUCAACGAGGUCGCUGUGGGGCUCGGCUCGUCCAACGGCCAAAUGCACACACAUUCCUCUAGCCUCUCCCAACGGCUCCCCAUGACCGAACUCGACCUUCGUGACGAUCGCUACCCGGCUAUGGUCACGCCUCUGCCCACAGCUUCUUCCCAGCCUCAGUCUCCUCCCGCCGUGUCCAGAGCAGCUGUCGACGCCGGCAUGACUUCUGCCCUCCGAGCCAGCUACGACCAGACCUACGCCCCAAGUUCAACACCUCCACAAGGCUGGCUUGGGGAGAACAUCACCCAGGAGCCCGUCGACGACUGGAACCCCUCCCGAAGUACCCCUCCCGACGCCCUCCUCGAAGCCCAGUUUCGCUCCCCCGUUGAAGACGCGACUAUGUCCUCCGGUCUUCGACACAACGACUCCUAUCCCCUCGACGACGCUCCCACCAGCGGACCGCUCGACGACGCCGCCCACGCCGCCGCCCACGCAGCCAUGGUCCCCCUCCCCACCUCACCCGAACCAUUCCCCCGGCCAUCAGACCGUUGGCCAUCUGAGGAUCAGCUCGAAUCCGCCGCAACCAACGGACCUCUCUCCUCCCGCAAUGCCGGCAUGUCGCUGGGCUCCGGUGCAGUGCCCCACACACCGCUGGUAUCUCCAGGUGCGGCAUCGUCCCCACGACAUCCCUCCCUGCCUGCUGCUGGCAUCGGUGCCGCCUCGAACUCCUCCCCCCUGCCCCCCAUCGUGCCGCUGUCCGCCGGCCCCAGCUACAACCCGAGUGCGAUCCAGAUGCCCAUCUCGCAGACCCCCAGGGCGUACGCCCAGCACCCCACCUACAUCACCCCCUCGACGGCGGCCCCCAUGCAGCCCUCGUUCUCGCCCCCGCAGAUGCCGAGAGAAGAGGUAUGCGUCGAGUGCGCCAUGCGCGACCAGGACAUGGCGGACGUCGACGUCACGAGUCCUGGAGUUUGGGACCGGGAGAGCGACGUGAUGUACGAGGAGCUGUGCCGGCGCGAGGCGGAGGAGGAAAUGUCGGGCCAGACCUCGUCGGACAACCACUCGAGGCCCCGCGCGAGCGGCGGGAUGCUUUCGGAGGAGAACCUGAAGUUCUGGAUGAGCAUCAACCCCAAGGAACCGUCCUCCCGGCAGCAGACGCUCGACAUGUACGUUAAGGCGCAACGCUCGCUCCUCGAGGCCGACGCGCUGGCCCGUGCGCGGGCGCUGCGCGAGUCCCGCCUGCUGGACGAGAAGAUGCGGGACACGUUCUCGCAGCUCCGCCGGUCCGCCUACGAGCUCGGUAGCAGCCUGCAGCCCAAUGACGAGGGCGGGGCCCUGCGGAUCAAGGCGCCCCGGGUCGCGUCGCAGUCGUCCGCCGGGCCUGCACAGGGCCACUCGCGUGAAGUGACGCUGCUGGAGAACGGAAUGAUCGUCGAGCAUGUCGACAUCCGCCGGGAGGAGAAGGACAGACGGCGGGAGGAGCGGCGGGAGCGCAGCCGGGCGCGCAAGACAUCGCGGAGCUCGCGCUCGGCGGCGGAUGUCGCGUCCGUGUACUCGAUGCCGCUCGGGAGCCCGCUGCCGCCGAUGGACAGCGGUUUCUUCUCGAACGCGCGGGACUCGGCGCGCUACUCGCAGUCGUUUUCGCCCCGCCCGAGCAGCAUCACCGCAAACGGCGACCGACUCCUCCGCGCGCAAUCGCAGGCGUCGUUCUCGGACAUGAUGAGCAUGACCUCGGGCACGUCGCCGCGGCGGUCGCGCUUCUUCGGGUUCAGGAACUUGAGCUCUGCGUGGAUGAGCCGGGAUAGUGUGGGGCCGACGGGGAGCAUGAUGGAUAUGCAUGUGGCUCUGCAGCAGGAGCAGCAGUACUUUGCGGCGCACCCUUCCGCUCUUGACCUCAGCAGUCAGACUCCUACCCUCCGGGCUUCGCAGUCUGGCUCGCGUAUGGUUGCGUCCCCGGAGCCUGACAGGUCCACUACGCCUUCAACGAAGAAGAAGAGUGGGCUGAAGAAGAUCUGGAAGUUGGUCACAGGCGGCUCGAAGUCUUCAAAGACCCCCAGCCAGACUCGUUCUGCUGACAGACAUGAAGACGACAUGCCAUUGGCGCCCCCACCCCCCUUGUCCUACCUGGUUGAUCGCGAAGGUGGCGGAAACAGACGGCACGUCUCUACCCCGUCGUUGCUCUCGUCCGUCUCGCCUAACCAGUUCUCUCAAUGGGCCCCUUCUCCUCCAACUGCACCUUCCAGUGCUCUCCCCUCGCCCACCUCAUCACGCUACCUAUUCCCGAGCAACCGCUUGUGGAGGAACCGAAUGUCUGCUUUCGAUCUUGGAUCGUCGGGCGACAACUCCGAUGGUGACCAACGCGGACGGGCAACUCAAAGCUCCUCGAGGACGCUGUCGAGCCUUGGCCCAGCCACGCCAGGUAACUCACCUUCCGCCCGCCCCCAGUCUGUGGUCAUGCGUCGUGACAAGUCUCUCCCCCCGAUCCCAGGAGAAUCCGCGGUGGAGUUCCCGUCCCAUCCAAUGCCAGAUAUCCGCCCACAGACGAUGCUCUCCGGAGGUCUGGUUCCGCCCCAGGCUCCCUUCCGCACCAUGGACGCGAGAAGACAGUCGUUCGGCGGCACUGCCUCGGUUCCCCACCCGGCUGUCCAGAGCAUGCCUGGCCGAAGGGGAGCGCCGAACGUUCCCCCCUUCCUCGCAGAGGAGAAGUACGCCGAGUUUGGUGCCUCUACACCGUCACUCGCCCAGUGGGGCCCGACCCACGCCAGCAAACGGUCGCUCACCACGCCGAUGAAGCCUAAACAGCGCCGAAGCCGGUUCGGGCUCUCGUCGCUCUUCGGGAAGAAGUCCUCGGAAAUGUCCCGAGAGUCGCAAAUGUACGCGACGAACGUGUCGAACGGCUCGGUUGACUACAACCCGUACCGCACGUCGGUUUCGGAGCACCGCGACGAGCAGAGCCAGUGGACCGGCCCGGGAUCGGCACACAGCAGCAACCCGGCGCGGAUGUCGAUAGGGACAUCGAAGAACAUUGCAGCUCUCGUCGAGCAGGACCCCGAGUUCGUGGCGUAUCGGUACCCGUCGAGCGGCCAGCGGCUUGAGGUUCUCCGGUAG
Epithele typhae is the source of this 3129-nucleotide messenger RNA. RefSeq lists its product as uncharacterized. Bases 1 to 3129 code for a protein of 1042 amino acids. The record is from RefSeq and is a predicted model, not a curated record. The transcript has 5 exons. Lineage: Eukaryota; Fungi; Basidiomycota; Agaricomycetes; Polyporales; Epitheliaceae.